Messenger RNA from Paramecium octaurelia, 1424 nucleotides. The record is from the annotation of a GenBank genome assembly. Lineage: Eukaryota; Ciliophora; Oligohymenophorea; Peniculida; Parameciidae.
UAAUUCAUUAUGCUUCCUAAGUUUUAAAAUUCCUUCGCUCAAGAUAAAAAUCUAUAAACACUUAUUGAAUCAUUUAAUCAAUCUCAAAGGAACCCUGGACUUAUUUCUAGAAAUAGGAUUUCAGGUAAUUAUCAAAGCAUUCCUGGUGCAAUUAGACCUCCAACUGGUACCUAAACUUUAAGUAUAUUUCAUUCAUAAUACCAAAAGGCAUAUUCUAAGAAAAAGUUACAUUUAUCUUAUAAUCCAAUACAGCCAUCAAGUAAUUGUUCUUUUAACCAUUUAUAGCACUACAUUUAUUAAUGAUCAAUAAGACAUAAUUUUAAAAUUCUAGUUAGGUAGCAGGAUGUUGUAAAUAAUAACUCUUGAUAGGUCUUAGAAAGAAUAAAAAGAGGAUGAUUAAAAUAUGAAUCUAUACUUGCAAUAAUAAUAGCUUUAUUAAUAAUAAUAAAAAUUAAGAAUUGAUUUCAAAUUAGAAGAUACCGAUGAAAUUGAAGUUAAUGGUAAUGAUAAUGUCGUUACAAUACUUACGAAAGCUCAAAUCAAAUAGUAAAAAUCUGAAUAAACUAAAAAAUAAAUAUAAAUUCUCCAUUUAGAUAUUGCAAGUAAAAAAUAACCUUAUUAAAUAGAUAAUAAACCUGAAGGCUAAACUGUCUAAAUUUAAUUCAAAUUCUUGAAAGAAUGGUAUUUGAAAUUAGGAAACAAUCUCCAUACUGCCAAAAAAGCUCUUUAAGAAUUCUUCAAAUCCUUUUCAAUACAAAAAACUAAAUUUACAGCCUUUGAUAAUUAGGCCCCAGGUCCAGAAUAACCAAACAUCCUUUUGCAACCUGAAUUAAAUAAAAAACCAUCAAUAAAAGCCGAAGGUAAAUAGGAAACAGAAAAAAACUAGGAGGAAGUAGAAUAUCCACCUUCAAUACCUGAAAAAGAUCUUUAAAACUUAUUUCCUUCAGUAAGUGAAGAAUUUAUCUAAAGAUAAAGAGAAUCACUAGAAAAAAGUAUAAUUUUUUAACUUUGUUGUAGAAAACUGCACUACUGAAGAAAAGAUCAAGCGUCUAUUUGAGGAAGUUCGCAUUAAGCAAUUUAAAUAGCAAUCUUACAGUGCUGAAAAGAACUUUUUCAAAUGUCCUUAUCAUAAGUGUUAAAAAGGAUAUAAACGUCCUAAUUAAUUGAAAAAUCAUAUGAAAUAAAACCAUUAAAAAUUAUCAGAAAUAGGAUUCACUAUUGAUGACAAUGGAGAAUAUAAGUACAAUGAGAAAAUUCUAGAUUAUUGUUUACUUCUGUGGAAAGUAUAUCCAAACUUUGUUAAAUCAGUAAUUAAUGAAGUAUAUCAAUACAUCAAUAUAAUUUAGAUGAGGUAAAGAAAGGAAUAGCCAAGUGCAUGAAAAAUAAUAAAUAUCAUUUUUAAACUCAGAUAUAACAUCUAAUGC